GACGCCGUGCGGCUGCAUCAGAGCAGGGGCGCAACGCGACAGCUCGCAGGAGACGUUUCUGUUUUUUUCCGCUCCCGUUAAUUUUUACCACAGCGGGUCCAGCGUAGAUCCACAAUGGAGACCAAACCGGUCAUCACCUGCCUUAAAACUCUCCUCAUCGUCUACUCGUUCGUAUUUUGGAUAACAGGAGCUAUCCUGCUGGCGGUGGGAGUAUGGGGGAAGCUGAUGUUGGGCCCGUACAUCUCUCUGAUAGCCGACAACUCCACCAACGCCCCGUACGUCCUCAUCGGCACCGGGACAGUCAUCAUUGUCUUCGGCCUGUUUGGCUGCUUCGCCACCUGCAGAGGAAGCCCAUGGAUGCUGAAGCUGUAUGCCAUGUUUCUGUCACUCGUCUUCCUCGCUGAGUUAGUGGCGGGCAUCUCUGGAUUUGUGUUUCGCCACGAGAUCAAGGGAACCUUCCGCAGAACGUACACUGAAGCGGUGAAGCACUACAAUGCCGAGGAUGAGGCGAGCCGUGCCGUCGAUAACUUGCAGCACAAGCUGCGUUGCUGUGGCGUUUAUAACUACACGAGUUGGCUUGAGAGCGUGUAUUAUCCCUCAAAUGGCAUUCCUGCCAGCUGCUGCUUCAACUCCUCUGACUGCCAACCAGAAGACCUUCGCAACGCGACCGUAGCCCCGAGCAAGGUGUACCACCAGGGCUGCUUUGAGUUGGUCACUUCUUUCAUGGAGACCAACAUGGCCAUUAUCGCAGGAGUGACGUUUGGGAUUGCGUUCUCACAGCUGAUUGGCAUGCUGCUGGCCUGCUGUCUGUCCAGGAUCAUCACAGCCAAUCAGUAUGAGAUGGUGUAGCUGAUGUGAGGCGGCAGAGAGGGAGUUGAAGAGAAUUAGAGACGAAGACUCUUGACACACGACCAGAGUAAAUUCCUGAAACUCUACCCAACAUCCGAAUUGGAAUUUACGUCCCUCCGUCUCUCUGCCUGUGAUCUUAAUGUAAUAUCUUAAUGUAUCUUACUGUAAAGCACCAUUCCAUGACUCACUGCAGUUGCACCACAGCUUUCUAUACCACACGUUCCAUUGCGGCUCGAUGUAGAAGUUGCUCACCGGCACAUAUCUCGGAUCAGGACGGCCCACGGCAAGCAGGUAGACCAGAGUUGUCUUGAGUGGACAGCGGUGUUGGUCUCGGGUAGAUGAGCGGGCUCAAACUUGGCUUCUCAGUUGGCUGCAGCAUGCUUAAAAAAACACUGCACAUGUUUGUACUAAAUGACUUUACUAACGCUUGAGAGCAAUCCUUUUACUAGAUAGGUUCAGUUGUUGCAUUUGACUUUGCUGUCGCUCAUCCUUGUGUACUCCUUUGGUUGUGACACUUUGUGAAUUGAUUACAUGCACUGAGGAGGAUGUUUUAGGUUUAUAUGAAAAGUGAGGAAGCUGAAAAAGAAGGGGAAAGAUUAUUUUUAACCUUAAGACAAAGCAUGAUAUAUUUUUCUUGUCUAAAAUAAUGUAUUUACGUAGUUUAAAAAUGAAUGGCACAGGUUUAAUGAUAUUUUGAAACUUUAGUGUGGGAUAUGAAUACCAAACUACAAAAUAACGGUCAACUUUGCGCACAUUUUACAGUCUGUCAUUAGUUUUACAUGGAAUGAAAUGCAGUCCGUUCAGCAAGUCACACCUUUGAGGUCAGUCUAAAAGGCCUGGUCACACCAAUUGUCAGUUAGCAUAUUAGUGUAGAUGGCAUCUCUGCAUCUAAAGGACAAAGGGCACUCUUUCGAGGAUGCCAAUGUUCACAUGUCGGACAGAGAAGACAGACGGUUGGAAAGAGGAUUUAAAGAAGCCAUUUAGUUCCAAUGUGAACGACCAUCUUUGAACAGAUGUGGUGGCUUACGACACCAACUGUCUGCCAUCUAUAAUGCAGCUUUGAGAUCCCUUCCCAGACGCCUUAACGCCCGCUCAGAUCCUGGGCCUUUUGACAUGAUAGGGUGGGGCUAGGUUUCACAGUGGGUUCACCUGAAACCUUGGCCCACACCUGUUUUCACACCUUGGCCUGUGUGAUUAGGUAGAGGAUCAAUAGAGAGGGUCCAUUCUUGGGGGACACUCCCAUAGGACUCCCCACUAGUUGCUCGUAAAAGUGAAGAAGCUUCUCGGAUGAGAGGUGAAACGUCUUCAAGGAAACUUAAAGAAGUCCAGACGCUUGUCUUUCCAAGCUCCUUAGAUUAGUGUAGAUGCUAACUCAAAUCAGUUUCUACAAAACACAGAUUAUACCAUUGAAUGCUGUCUGAUAACUGUAUCUACAUUUUUUUUGGUUGGUAGAGGAGGGUUAUAGAUAAAUGUUAAAGAAAUUGGACUAUCCAGUUUAAAAUAAAAAAAAACAACAACAGAAAAACAUGCAAACAUCACCUAAAAAUCUUUUCACUACUGCGAGUUCAUUUAAAUUGACUGAUUUUGCUUCAACACCGGUGUGACCGGGUUUUUUCAGGCUCUGAAUUAGACCUCUAGUAAUCAGUAAUUGUUAAGGUUUCUGCGCUUCAGCUUCCUUUGAGGAGCAAUCAAAGGCCACAUGUGGGGUUUUUUGAGGGUCAUACUUGUAAACCUGAAUAUGAAUUAAAUACAAAAAAAGGCCCAGACUUUCACACAGUCUCUGCAAGCGCAUUUAGAGUGUUGCUGAUAUAGAGAACAGAUGGAAAACAGGAUGAAAGUUGCCUGCAAGGGGAAACAAGGACUUAUAUGACGCAUACUGACACUUUAGUGAUGUUUUAGUACUCGUGUUUGUGUUAUUAUAUGUAGAAAAUGUAGAAAUUACUGGCAGAAUUUAGCUUUAAAGAGACCCAUCUUACUUUUUGCUUCGUUCUAGUGGUUAAGAGCUCGCAGAGCAGCGCUUUACAGCUUGCAAGUGUCAUGUUGAAUCAUUAGGGUCGCGAAUUGUUUUCUGCUGGUUUGAGCUAACGUCAGCGGUCUGCUACGGCAAAGGAUGUCAGAUUUAGCAGGAAGACACGUGUUCAUCUACUGUAUUGUGUGUGGUGCCAUGCAACAUGCUUAAUCAUCGUCAUCAUCAGCUGUAGAUAUGUAUCGGAAAUGUAAUUUAUAUGACAUACCGUUUCUCAUUCUAAUAUGCUAAUCAGUAUAAAUGUUGUGUCACAGUUUUGAAUCCACACUUUGUGCUGUAUUUGUUUAAUAGUUUAUAGGAAGACCCCGCACUGAAAAAAAGAAUUGUGGCCGAUGUUUCGUUGAGAGUAACGCGCAGUUUAGCUGUGUAUUUAUUAGAGUUCGGUUGGCAUUCAGUUUACACUUUCACCAAGUGGUUUUCUAUCUCUCUUUCGGUAUGCGUGUGCGUGUGAGACUUUGUUCCUCUGUAGCUGACUAUCUCUGUAACCUUGAGCGUGCGUGUAAGCGAGAGAGUGCGAGCGUCUAGACUCUGUGGAUCCUGUUGUUAUUCGGUUUUGGUCAGUAUUUGGUUGUGGCUUUUCAAAGCUUGUUGCUUUUGAAACUGUAUAUUUAUUUAGUGAAUGUAUGUUUUCCAGCACCCUUAAACUUACUUUACCUUUCUCUGAACUGAUAUUGUGCUGUAAAUACUAAAUUGUAAUACCAUCCUGCUUACACAUGGGGUCACUAGACACCCAAAGAAGAACUGCACCAUGCCGUCUACUAUCGACUAAGUCACCAUCAGUGGUCUUAUUAUCAAUAAAUAUACAGAAUAACA
Messenger RNA from Oreochromis niloticus (Nile tilapia), 3688 nucleotides. RefSeq names its product tetraspanin 7 (gene tspan7). Gene Ontology annotation, cellular component: plasma membrane. NCBI's taxonomy places the organism in Eukaryota, Metazoa, Chordata, Actinopteri, Cichliformes, Cichlidae. The transcript is spliced from 8 exons. The coding region runs from base 115 to 849 and encodes 244 amino acids. The record is from RefSeq and is a predicted model, not a curated record.